Molecule: messenger RNA, 2000 nt
Organism: Tremella mesenterica DSM 1558
Lineage: Eukaryota; Fungi; Basidiomycota; Tremellomycetes; Tremellales; Tremellaceae
Exons: 11
Coding region: 81-1877 (598 amino acids)
Biological process (GO): nucleobase transport; transmembrane transport
Cellular component (GO): plasma membrane
Molecular function (GO): nucleobase transmembrane transporter activity
Source: RefSeq, a predicted model, not a curated record
CAGUGAUCACGACAGGCAGUCAUGGUGGUAACAAUACAUAAUCGACCGGGACUAGAUACUUUGACUGACAGCAUCUCAAGAUGACCCUCCGUACUCGUGUCGUCAAUGCUUACAAGUCGACCGGAUUUCUUCAAAAACCUCAGUCUGCCAUCGACGCUGGUGCCGAUGACUUUCGUCCCGUAUCAGGGCUCAAGCCCUUCAUCCACAUGGAGCCGGGGAGCAGGACCAUGUGGUUGAACGAGGACUUGGCUCCGACCCCUCCUCAGAUGCGUACUUGGAGUUGGCUCACCUUUGUGUCUCUUUGGUGGGGUACCAACUACACUGUUGGCGCCUGGACUCAAGGGUCCUCACUACUCAGCUAUGGUCUUUCGUUUGGCACCACCCUCGGUGCUACCAUCGUCGGCUACAUCCUCAUCGCCGCCGUGGCUGUGGGCUGCGCUCGUGUCGGAUCGUUGUAUCACAUCGGAUAUCCCGUGUGGGCCAGAUCGACUUUUGGUAUGCACUUGUCCAAGUUCUUCGUUUUCCUCCGUAUGGCAACGGCAGUGAUUUGGUUUGCCGUGAUGAACUGGUACUGCGCCGAGAUGCUCGACAUCGGUCUGUUGGCUGUAUCACCCAACGGAUGGGGGAAAAUCGCAAACAAGAUGCCGGCUAGCUCUCACUCCACAACCAGAGAAAUGGUCUGCUUCUUCAUCUGCUUUUGCCUCCACUUACCCUUUGCUUUCGUACAUCCCAGUAUGAUCAAGAUCAUUUUUGAGAUCAAGGCUGUCCUUCUUCCUGCCGUGUCGUUCGGUUUCCUCGGGGGGCUGAUCCACCUCGCUGGGGGCUCGGUCAAUUUCUCCGCAUUGAACGGGACAAUCGCCAAAGGCUCUAAGCCCGAUCUGGGACGUUACGCCAACAAGCCGGGUGCAGCGAUGUGGCCCCAAGCGAUUAGUCUAUGGGCCGGAAUGAUCAUUGUUACCAUGAUGGGUCUCACUGCCGGUGCUGUUUCCUACCAGGUCUGGGGUGUACACUCGUGGAAUAUCUGGACAAUCUGUUCGCUUAUACUUGAAAAUGAUGUCUCAACGUCGUGGCGUGCGGGUAUCUUCAUCUUUUCGAUCAUCCAAAUUUACGCGACUAUCGGACAAAACCUCUUUGCGAAUAACAUCCCCGCUGCUGUCGAUCUAGCGUCUUUAUGGCCAACUAGGAUCAAUAUCGUUCGCGCGCAGGUCUUUCUCAUGAUCUUCUCUUGGAUCGUACAACCCUGGUCAAUUCUCACCUCCGGGACAAACUUCAUCAAGUUCUUGAACUCAUAUACUUUCUUCUGCGGUGCUAUGAUUGCCAUUCUCCUCGCAGACUACUUCAUUGUUCGCAGGGGUAACAUCCACGUCCCCUCCCUUUUCGACGCGAAUGGCAAUCACGCCAACCACGACGGUAUCUAUUACAACAAACCUUUCGGAUUCAACAUGAUCGCACUGGUUGCUUGGCUCUGUGGGAUAGCUAUUCCCCUUCCUGGCCUGGUAGCCAGUUAUAUGGACAGCUACUCGUCUUCCAUGGCUACCUUCGUCAAGAUCUACAACUCAGGGUUCCUGAUAUCUUUUGGCAUCAGUGGGGCAGUCUACCUCGUUGGCAUGUACUUCUUCCCCCCUUCCAUCGUUCCCAUCGGGAGGGAAGGAGAUUACGACCAUUCUUUCGAAGGGCUCGGCAAGACGGACGGAUAUCUUCCCGGUGACGAGCUCGUGCUGUAUGGACGACAGACCAAAUACGAGGUUUACCAGCCUCACUCGGAAACGAUGAGGAUCACGGAAAACACAGCGACCUCUACUGGACUGGACGAAGAGAAAAAGGUAGCGGCAGAUGCGUACGCUUACUCUCUGCCCGUUCAUGGUAACUCGCAGUAGCGGACCUGACUGUUCGGGAGGGGAUUGGCGUCGUACGGGGAGUACCGUAACGUAGACGAGUAGGACAGAUGACCGACGAGAAUGUGGAGUGAGAACAGGCAUGAAUGAAUGACGUUGCUCCUG